CAGAUUGCAUGUUGAAGAAGAACGUCAUCUGCCUCAUACAUUUAGCUUUAGCCUAAAUUAGCUAGUUGUUCAAGUCUUAGAUACAUCUUGCCGAAACGGGUGUUUUUCCUUUCAACCGACAGCCUGCGUACGGGUUAUUCCUCUGGUUCUCCCUGGGUCCACAGUGCCAAACAUGUACAUAAAAGCCUUGCUCCGGUGCAGAGACAUGCUGAAAGGAGAACUGAUCGUGUGAAAUGCUGGCUAGCCUAAUCACAGCUAGCUGACGAGCAGGGGCCGAGAAACGAAAGUGGCUAACAUUAGCGAGAGAUAAGCCUAUCACAACAAGCCUGGGUGCUUUAACCUACCUGCGUCUGAAGCCACAACAAGAAGGACUGAUACAGAUAGUCUCUUUCCUCUAAAGUAGGGUCUCUCUAGGGCAGAGCCAUGGGUGCGUUCCUGGACAAGCCCAAGACAGAGAAGCACAACUCACAUGGUGAGGGAAAUGGCCUGCACUAUGGGCUGAGCUCCAUGCAAGGCUGGCGGGUGGAGAUGGAGGAUGCUCACACAGCUGUGUUGGGACUUCCCGCUCCUGGUAUGACUGACUGGUCCUUUUUUGCUGUGUACGACGGUCACGCUGGCUCGAGGGUUGCCAACUACUGCUCUAAGCAUCUUCUGGAACACAUAAUCAGCGCUAGUUUUGGGGCAGGAGGGACACAAGGCUCCCAGGCCGGUUCAGACAGCUCCACCACUGACCCUGCAGCAUCGGUUCCUCCUACAGUGGAGGCUGUGAAAUCUGGGAUCCGGACAGGCUUCCUGAGGAUUGAUGAGCACAUGCGUAGCUUCUCUGACCUUCGAAAUGGCAUGGACCGUAGUGGCUCCACAGUAGUCGGAAUCCUCCUGUCACCUGAUCAUUUCUUCUUCAUUAACUGUGGUGAUUCUCGUGCUGUUCUGUACCGCAAUUCACACGUGUGCUUCUCCACACUUGACCACAAGCCUUGCAACCCACGUGAGAGAGAGCGCAUCCAGAAUGCUGGCGGCUCAGUGAUGAUUCAGAGGGUUAAUGGGUCACUGGCUGUAUCAAGGGCUUUGGGGGACUACGACUACAAGUGUGUGGAUGGGAAGGGGCCCACAGAGCAGCUGGUUAGCCCAGAACCAGCAGUGUUUGAGAUGGUUCGGGCCCCUGAACAGGAUCAGUUUGUGAUCCUGGCGUGUGAUGGCAUCUGGGAUGUCAUGUCCAAUGAGGAGCUGUGUGAGUUUGUGAAAUCUAGGCUUGAGGUGUCUGAUGACCUGGAGAGAGUCUGCAAUGAAGUGGUGGACACCUGCCUGCACAAGGGAAGUCGGGAUAACAUGAGUGUUGUGUUAGUGUGUUUGCCCAACGCCCCCAAAGUGUCAGAGGAAGCUGUGCGGAAAGACGCUGAGCUCAACACAUAUCUGGAGACUCAAGUGGAAGAAAUGCUGUCUCGGUCAGAGGAGGACGGGUUUCCGGACCUAGUAACAGUGAUGAGGAACCUGUCCACCGACAGCGGCAUGCCCACUCUUCCACCAGGGGGAGGCCUUGCCAGCAAACGUAAUGUUAUUGAAGCAGUAUACAACCGUCUGAACCCAUACAGAGAGGAAGAUGGGGUGAGUGUCAGUAGAAGUGAUGAAUAUGAGCAACACAAAUGUUGAUGCUAUAUAACACAUGAGAUAUCAGCUGUCUCAUUUGUUAACGUUAUGUUACACGUGAGUUUCAGUGGUGUCUGAAAACCUCUUACUCCUAUGUCGAUUCAUCCCGUCCUGUGGACCAGACUGGAGCUUUGUGUGUGUUGUAUUAUUUUCACGUUCAAAACAAGAUGAAGUAUUACAGUUGACUUCAGAGAUGCCUUUGAGCUCAUCACUCCCAUUAUGAUAAACAUCUUGCAUGGUGCAUGAUGCACACCUUUCAGUUAGCUCUCGCAGCGGGUUAUGCAUGCAUGACAACACGGCUUUAUCAAAAGAUCUUUUACCAAACACAAUGACUGCCAGUGAAAGCAUUCUCUUCUAAUCUAUGUUCUGAAAUAUCUCCUAAGUGGGGGGACUUUUUUGAUCAGUUCAUUUGUUUGCCUCUUCUUCUCUACAUUGUAUCUGUCCUAACACAACGCUACCCCAGAGGCCACUUUCUAUAUCAGUCUGUAUUUGGUAAGCCUCGUUUCCACUACAUGGUACCGCUCGACUCGACUCACUUUUGGUACCGGGCGGUUUUCUUUAUUUGGUUUCCGCUACAGGUAAUAUCCCCUCAAUGUAGGUGGGAUUCAUAGCUGAUUGUGGUAGCGACGUGCAGUGAAACUGCCGUGCCAUCAUCUUCAAUACAACACAAAAACAUGCAAGCAUACAAACAAUGGUGGAUCUGGAAGGGCUGGUGUUCUUGAUUCUCAGUAUGUGGCUGUUAGUCACAGGAAGGAGAUAAACUUUGUUUCAGAAAAGAUUGAAGGCAGCAAGACGAAAGGCUAGAACAGUGUUUCCAAAUACAAGUUGCAGACUUCGAUGCACACACAUUGAAAAUAAAGCAGUAAUCAAAACUAAAUACAUAAAAAUAAAUGACAAUAAGUAAUGUCAAACACCAACACAAUGCACACAUUUAGUGCAACUCUAGGAACAAUGGAUUGACUCCCAUUGUGUAUGUUUGAAAAGUGUCUCUGAAAGGUUUGUAGUUUGUUCCUUUGUAGAGUAAGUGGCUUUUUGCCACUUUCAUUGAAAACAAAAUAUUAAAAUGUUCAACAAUACAGUAAUUUUUACAAACCAUUGCUGCAGCAUUACUCUCUUCUUUGCAAUUAAGUAAAGUAACAAUUAAGUAAACCUGUAAAAUGAUCUUUAUUUAGCUUAGGUGAAUAAAAGCUUCAGCCACUAUAUGAGAAUUCAUGGGCAGAGGAAACUGUAUUGAACAAAUGUUGGCGUCCAGUAAGUUCUGUGUGAGGAUAUAGUCUUGCACACAGAUGUGGAAAUACACACUUAUGUUCUGUAGAGAUCUCUUCUUGCCAACAAGUGUGUGUGAUCCUGUUACUUUCUGUUGCAGUGGAUUGGUGGUUACAUACGGGAGUGUGUGUGUAUUUUUAACUGAUGGCUCAGAUGUGUCUGUGAGAGAACGGCACACUGAGAUGACAGUCUUUAGAACUGUUAACCUGAUUACACUGUCCGCAUCAAGGUUAAUAUAGUGAACUAAAACUAAACUUAAAACUAAAACUACUUGUGAAAAACAUUUUAGUUAUAAAUAAAAGGAGAAAAAAAAAAAAGAUAUUGUGUACUGUGGUCCAAUUUGUCAACACCACAAGCAUGGCCUUUGGUGCAAAUGUUUAUUGAGACUGGGAUGUCUGCAAUGUCUUUAAAGUCAAUGUCUUUGCAUUCUCAUACCAUUACAACAAAUACGAUCCAUUUUAAAAUAAAAUAAAAAACUAAAACUAAAUCUGAAGCUAAUACAAACCAAACUUAAAUGUGCAAACCCACUCUGGAAAAAGACAAAACUACAAUAACUCUGGUCCCCAUGUAGGAAAUCGUCAUCAAAGUGCAUGUAGGCUCUGUGUGGAGUGCACCUCCAGUUUGUUGUAACCGUCUGGAGCUCUGCACAGCCCCAUGUGCUACAAGGGCACAGCUUCCUGUAGACGCUGAUCUAGCGCGCAUGUGUGGAACGUGUCCUCCAAGCAGACUCCGUACGGACAUCAUAUAAACAGAGCUCUGUGUGGCAGCGGUGUCCGCGGCUGACCGUGUACGCUACGUCCGUUUGGGAGUGCAAUCUAGGCUUUAGCAUUGCCGUGAUGAAGCAUGCCUACUUGUUUAUCAACCGUUAUGUAUGGUGUGUUCUUGUAUGUCUGUGUGUGUGUGUAUGCGUCUGCUAGUGAUGGACAUGUCAAAGGUCCUGAGGUGGAAGCUGACUCCUACAACAGAUCUGUGUGUGUGCUGGAAGUUAGGCGAUGAUCACCUCGUAGUGUUUGUCAGUUACUGUGAUUGUCAGCCCUAAUGCACACAUAAGCACACACACAUUCACACAUAUAAUUUGCUCUGCUGAAAGCCGCUCCGUGUAGAAUUUCUAUGUAAUUUAAGCAUCUUUCAAGUUAUUGUUAUGACACAUUUCUGAUUGGAGAAAAAUGUGACAGUCCUGGUGGAAAUUGGUGUGGUUUGUUGUUUGUGUAAACAAAGCAGUGUAGCACCGCCACACCCAAAAUCCUAAAUGUUCAAAUUCUGCACAUAGCGGCUUUUAAUAGAUUUGAAUUUGAAUCACAUAUAGCAUUCAUGUUUAAGGAAUGCUGUAAUGUUAAAUCGGUGAGGACUUUAAGUUACAUAAUUACAUAGCUGUUAACAGCACUUCUAACAGCCUUCUUAAAUUAAAGGUGCUAUCAGUAAAAUAAUGGCUCUCAUUAGGAUCUUGUGGCAGCCUUGGUUACAUCUGGAAACACGUGUGCUCCUCCACAACCACCUGUGUUUAGUAGUUUUAUGUCAAGAUUUUAGUGACAGAUGUUAAGAUCAGCUCCUGUUGGGCAUCCUUUAGGUUACUUCAGAGAGUGCUAUGACUGUUGUGUCAUAACAGUACAUCACUAAUGUCUGAUUUGGGUGUGGUGGUGCUACACUGCUAGAACUAUCAGUAAAAACAGAAGUUAGGGUGACUCACAUUUAAAGUAUUACCUACAUUAUUUAUUGUAUUCCUGUGUAAACUAUGAAUUAUUAGUGAUGACAUUUGCUCUAAUGGACUGACAAAAACACCAUCUCAUGUAGCUAAUGUUAGCUUCAUCAUAGUACUAGUACAUCAUCCUUUUGAACUUACAAAAACCAGAUAUCUAUAGGAGUCCUUUUCAAAAAUGGGGCUGGAGGACAGUCAGACCCGGUCCAUAAUAGAACCUUAAGGAUAUUCGGACCUGAUGCAAAAUGAACAGGCCAAAAUCGAAAGAUAACUACAACUACUACUCUCGCGGCAGCCUGAUAUUCCACCAAUUAAUGAGCGACCGCGAUGGAAAACAGCAGCAGAAAGCUAGAAAACAAUCACUGAUGGCACCCUUAAUUUGUAAAACCCCAAAGCUUUGCCUUAUUUUAAAAGAAAAACAAAUCAAAAAAAUGUAGCGCGAUGUCCCUCUUACUAAAAUAUUUUAUUAUAGCGGAACAAAUAAAUAAAAUGGUUCAAAAUGUAGUGAGCAGCUGGUGUGUGGUAAAGUACACACCUACACACACAGUGAUAAGGGAUGUAUCGAUUUGUCUAACUAUGUGUUACCUCUGAUUAACGCAGCCCUCCUGUUUCAUUUGGUAAGUGAUCACAUAUAUAACUGUUACACCCCCCUCCUCCCCCCCCUCCUCUCUUCUUCC
Morone saxatilis (striped sea-bass) is the source of this 5283-nucleotide messenger RNA. RefSeq names its product protein phosphatase, Mg2+/Mn2+ dependent, 1Ba (gene ppm1ba). The record is from RefSeq and is a predicted model, not a curated record. Gene Ontology annotation, molecular function: protein serine/threonine phosphatase activity; manganese ion binding; magnesium ion binding. Gene Ontology annotation, biological process: negative regulation of canonical NF-kappaB signal transduction; positive regulation of canonical Wnt signaling pathway; positive regulation of canonical NF-kappaB signal transduction. The coding region runs from base 424 to 1647 and encodes 407 amino acids. The transcript is spliced from 5 exons. Lineage: Eukaryota; Metazoa; Chordata; Actinopteri; Moronidae. Gene Ontology annotation, cellular component: cytosol; nucleus.